AUGUCUGUUCGAGAAUUGUAUACAAAGUCGAGCCAGUCAAUUGUUUUCAAGUUUGUAUAUUUUGUGGAGCAU
Adineta ricciae is the source of this 72-nucleotide messenger RNA. NCBI's taxonomy places the organism in Eukaryota, Metazoa, Rotifera, Eurotatoria, Adinetida, Adinetidae. The record is from the annotation of a GenBank genome assembly.